AUGACUGGAGAUACCUUCAGCAAUGAACACUGGCUCAGGUCGCUCAAGACGGUGUACAUUGUUAUCGACCGCAUCACUUGGACGACGUGGUCAGGUUAUGUCACCGAGGUUAAGGGAGCGAAGGGAAAUAUGCAGGGCAUAUCAAUGACAAAGACUGCGCCCAACGGCCGAGUGACGACGGGACGCCCCAACACACCAGAAGACCCAACCGCGACACAUGUCAACCAACAUCCCGUCCUUGACCAACUACCUCAAACAGUCCACGGUACCACAAAUCUGUUGACGGUCUACGGCCAUCUUCUCGCCAAACUAUUCUUUUCCAAUGGUGCAUUCUACACACCCGAAAACAAGCCCAACGUGUCGUUCAACAUGCAACCAGACUCACCCCUCUCGGAUGAUCCCAACGGUGGGACCCUUAAUUCCCGGCUCUCCCAAUUCUGGAAGCUGCUUGCCGUCCAAGCUUACUCACUCGGCGACACAAACAGUGCUUUCAACACAUGGCAUGAUGAAGUGUGGAGGUCAUUUGAUUGUCGAGGAAACAAAGAACAUAUUGGCAUGGAGGACUUGUAUACACUCGAUCAAAGGUUAAAAGCAUGGAAAGACUGGCGCUAUUCCGACGCUUCCAGCAUGCUCGUCCUAGCGGGGCACAACAACGACGUUUCUUCGAAUAAUGGCUGGAUCUCGCCAGUUGCCGUCAGGGUGGUGAAGACCAUCAGAGAGGAAAGGGAAAAGCAGCAAGCAUUACCGGAUCGUCCCACCUGGGCUUUUUACCAGUGGAAGUACGGUUACAUGUCCGGAUUGCGACCCAAGCCGCCGUUAACGGUCCCUGAUAUGCUCAGACAUGUUCUUGCCCAGUUGGUGGAUCAGAACAAGCAUGUCUUGGAAGAUGAUGGAGCAUACGGUCGGAUUUGCCAGGCUCUGGAGGGAAUUGCGGAGGCUGUACAAGCGUCAAAGCAGGCUACAGAAAGCAAACAUACAUCAGCCUACGAGAGUUCCAGGAAGGCCAUCGAACAUGCUGUGUUGGGGGUUGUGGGUGAACUCGGGAAGGACAGAACCACUUGGAUUGUUUUGGACCGCCUGGAUGAAGGGAAGCCAAACAGGACUCUCGGGUUACAAGUCUUGGCUAACUUGGUCAAGAAAGCCCAUGUUACGGUGAAGGUUCUGGUAGUUACAAAUUUUCUCGAUUGGGGCACCUCCUGUAAAAAGGAAGUCAACGAGUUGGCGAAGGACGCAAAGGGAAACAUUGUUUUUUUUGAGUGGUCGGAGGAGAACCGUGAUCUUUUCUGAGAACGAUGAUCAGCUCAUGAGGGGAAGAUAGACAAAGCUUAUUGGGACAUCAACAGGAG
This is a messenger RNA of Neurospora tetraspora, 1346 nucleotides long. RefSeq lists its product as uncharacterized. The record is from RefSeq and is a predicted model, not a curated record. Lineage: Eukaryota; Fungi; Ascomycota; Sordariomycetes; Sordariales; Sordariaceae. The coding region runs from base 1 to 1287 and encodes 428 amino acids. The transcript is spliced from 3 exons.